This is a messenger RNA of Ylistrum balloti, 1316 nucleotides long. RefSeq names its product zinc finger matrin-type protein 2-like. The coding region runs from base 1 to 615 and encodes 204 amino acids. Gene Ontology annotation, biological process: mRNA splicing, via spliceosome. The transcript is spliced from 6 exons. Gene Ontology annotation, molecular function: zinc ion binding; nucleic acid binding. The record is from RefSeq and is a predicted model, not a curated record. Lineage: Eukaryota; Metazoa; Mollusca; Bivalvia; Pectinida; Pectinidae. Gene Ontology annotation, cellular component: U4/U6 x U5 tri-snRNP complex; spliceosomal complex.
AUGGCUGGCGUGUAUGAGAAAAGUGUGACAGACUUCAGGAGAAAAUGGGACAAAGACGAAUACGAGAAGAUAGCCAAGGAGAAGCUGGAGGCGGAGCAGAUGGCUUUACUUGAGAAGGAACUCAAGGAGCCACCAGUGAAAAGAGAACUUCUGCAGCCUCGUGAGUACAAGGUUGAUCUUGAUUCAAAACUUGGAAAGUCUCAGGUGAUCACAAAGACAACUCCAGCCUCCCAGCAAGGAGGGUACUACUGCAAUGUGUGUGAUUGUGUGGUAAAAGAUUCCAUUAAUUUUCUGGAUCACAUCAAUGGCAAAAAACAUCAGAGAAAUUUAGGCAUGUCCAUGAAGAUUGAGAGAUCAUCUUUAGAUCAGGUGAAGAAAAGGUUUGAAAUGAAUGUGAAAAAACAGGAAGAGAAAAAGAAGGAAUAUGACUUUGAAGAAAGGAUGAAGGAACUAAAAGAAGAGGAAGAGAAACAGAAAGCAUACAGGAAGGAGAAGAGAAAGGAGAGGAAGAGGAAAGCUGAUGACUCCACUGUAGGACUGAAUAUUAAUGUUGAUCCAGACAUGGCUGCUGUGAUGGGAUUCUCUGGUUUUGGGACAACUAAACCCCCCACGUAACAAAGAGAUUAUCACCAGUGUGUUAGUGGACAAUAUUAAUUCUACUUCAGUGUUUUAGCUGUGUGGGCUUUGAUCAAGAACAUCAGAUAAAAUAUAGAUACACAAAUGGACAAACAUGUUAUAGUUUGGCAGAGUUCCUUAUGUAUACAUCAUUUAAUCUAAACAAAAGCAGAUUUCAUUGCAUUUUAUUUAUAAUUUAAAACAUGUCAUUUAUGAUGUCAGAUUUUGGACAUCACAAAUAGUAGAUCAGAAGCAGUACACUAGUGUAUUAUAUUCACUCUGGAUCAUGGAAUCAAAUAUAUGUCAUUUUUCACUCAAGUCUCAAUAAGGUAAGCAUAGGCUAUUUUGGGGACUAGAAUAUUACCAAUGCUGUCUGAACCACUGAGAAAAAUGUAGCAACCUCAUAAUGGUACAAAAAUCAUUUAAUCAGUAACUGUGUUUGAAGAUCCUUGGUGCCACAAAUAGUUAAAGGUUUAGUUGGUCAAUUAAUAUUCUCUGUAUAGUUUAAGGAUGAAGUCUGUCGCGCCAUAAGGUAAUACAUUAUGAUCUAUUGUUAAUUAGUAAAAAGAUGUGUGAAAGUGUGUAGAGGAAGUGUAUAUUGAAGUUGCUUGAGCAAGAGAAUGAGGUGAAACAUAUUUUUUUGUUCAAUAUUUGUAUAGGUCCAUUUUAUGCGAUAUGUGUAAUAAAAUAUCUUUUUGGUG